Molecule: messenger RNA, 1806 nt
Organism: Fusarium keratoplasticum
Lineage: Eukaryota; Fungi; Ascomycota; Sordariomycetes; Hypocreales; Nectriaceae
Exons: 3
Coding region: 1-1806 (601 amino acids)
Biological process (GO): transsulfuration
Molecular function (GO): cystathionine gamma-synthase activity; pyridoxal phosphate binding
Source: RefSeq, a predicted model, not a curated record
AUGCCUGUGAUUGAACUCGGCGAGUCUAUUCCUCCCGACACGGCGCAUGCCGUCAGCGUCUCUCUACCUACUUGGAAAGCCAACGUCGGAUAUGAGGAAGGUGAAGAAUGGGUUGUCGGCCGCAUGACAACAGGCUACCCUCGCUUCUUCGUCCACCGGGGUAUUCAAGCCUUUGCAAAGGACAUCGUCGCUCGCCAUGGGCGACCUGGUCAGCAGGCCAUGCUCUUCCCCACGCCUAGAGUGGCGAAGCGCUGUCUCGAGUUCAUCCGUCAACGUGCCUCUCCUGAGAUCGCGCGCCAGGUUGACACCAUUGACUUUACUCUGGACAGAUCCAAGGAGCUUUCUCCUCAGCUGAAGAAGCUGUCUUCCACCAUCUCAGCCGUCCUCUACCCUCAGGAGGCGUUUCCCAUUGCCAAGCAGUACUGGCAGCACACUGGUGAUGGCACCUCCAGCAGACGUGCCGAGUUUUGUCACAGGCUUUUCCAGGAUGAAUUCUUGGUCCCAGUUGCGGCUGUGCAGACUCCUCCUGAGACUGCUAGCAGGCCUUUCCGCGGCCCCAAGCGCUAUCAGCGCCCCGGCUCUGUCGACGGUGUCGUGUCGCAUAUCCCCAAGCCGCCCUCUCCUCCGGCUCCCGUCGAGUCUCUGGAGAGCUCACGCUUCCUUGAGGAGCGCUUCGGCAGGAACCUCGAACUCUCCAUGGUUGAGCGCGCCAAGUCGGCCAUCCGCAGGCGCAUCGCCGGUGCCAUGGCGCACGACGUUGACCUCCACAACGGCCCCCUGCCUGCCAUGACGGACAACACCCGCGGCAUCAAGACCCUUGAGGAGGCCGAUGUCUACCUAUACCCCGCCGGCAUGAACGCCAUCUUUAACGCCCACCGCGCCCUGCUCAAGGCGAGAGAGCCGGCCAAGAGCAUCAACUUUGGCUUCCCCUACGUCGACACCCUCAAGAUCUUGGAAAAGUUCGGCCCUGGCUGUCUCUUUUACGGACAUGCUUCUGCUGCAGACCUGGACGACCUCGAGAGCAGGUUGAAGAACGGAGAGCGCUUCCUCGGCCUCUUCUGCGAGUUCCCCGGAAACCCCCUCCUUACAUGUCCGGACCUUGCGCGAAUCCGGAAGCUCGCCGACGAGUACGACUUUGCCGUGGUGAUCGACGAGACGAUAGGCACGUUUGCAAACAUCAACGUCUUGCCCGUCGCCGAUAUCGUCGUCAGCAGUCUUACAAAGAUCUUUUCUGGAGACUCCAACGUCAUGGGUGGAAGUGCCAUCCUCAACCCGGAGAGCAAGUACUACCGUGCCCUCAAGACGGCCAUGGAGCAGGACUACGAGGACACAUACUGGCCCGAGGACGUCAUCUUCAUGGAGAGGAACAGCCGAGACUUCGAAUCGCGCGUAGAGCGUACCAAUGCCAAUUCAGAAGCUAUCUGCGAGGUGCUACGAACGCAUCCCGUCGUAAAGAGCAUCUAUUACCCCAAGUAUAACGACUCGAAGCCUCACUACGAGGCGGUCCGCCUUCCCAACGGGGGUUACGGCGGUUUGCUCUCCAUCGUAUUCCACCACAAGGCCCAGGCCCAGGCCUUCUUUGACGCCCUGCCCCUUGCCAAGGGACCCAGCUUGGGAACCAACUUUACGCUGUGCUCGCCAUACGCGCUGCUCGCUCAUUACCAAGAGCUGGACUGGGCUGCGCAGUUUGGUGUUGAUCCCGAUCUUGUCCGCGUCAGCGUCGGUCUAGAGGAGACGGCAGAACUUGAGAAUAUUUUCCUGGGUGCCCUGAAAGCGGCUGAGGCUGUCCCAGUGUCGAGCUCAUGA